AUGAAUUCAUAUCUCCAACAGCAUUAUAAUAUGAACCGCAUUAGAUUAGUGUGGUCUCGCAUAUGGAAUGUUCUAUCUGACUUCUUUGUGUCAGUUGGAUUGUCAGAAAACCUGUCAGUUGCAAUCUUUGCGAUAGAUUCACUACGACAACUUGCAAUGAAAUUUUUGGAGCGCGAGGAGCUGGCUAAUUAUAACUUCCAGAAUGAAUUUCUGAGACCAUUUGUGAUUGUCAUGCAGAAAAGCAACUCAACUGAAAUUAGAGAAUUAAUAGUUCGCUGUAUUUCACAGAUGGUCCUUAGCCGUGUCAGUAAUGUGAAAUCUGGCUGGAAAAGUGUUUUUAUGGUUUUUACAGCUGCGGCAGCUGAUGAGCGGAAGAAUAUUGUAUUGUUAGCCUUCGAGACUAUGGAGAAAAUAUCAGACUUGCGGAUGGAGGACUUCGAUGAUCACGUGUCCUUUUGGAUUCCUUUGUUAUCAGGGUUGUCAAAAUUAACUUCUGAUCCAAGAUCAGCUAUCAAAAAGAGUUCUUUGGAGGUUCUUUUUAACAUUUUGAAGGAUCAUGGCCAUCUAUUUUCACGUAAAUUUUGGAAUAGCAUUUUCUGUUCUGUUGUUUUCCCUGUAUAUAACUCAGUAUGUGGAAAGCGAGACAUGAAUAUACCAGAGGGUCAAUGUUCAUCUUCAGUAUCUGUGCAUACUGAAGGAGGCACAUGGGAUUCUGAGACUUCCCCGGUAGCGGCCGAAUGUUUAAUAGAUUUAUUUGUCACCUUCUUUGAUAUGGUGAGGUCUCAGCUACCAGGUGUUGUGUCCAUACUGACAGCGUUCAUUAGAAGUCCUGUUCAAGGUCCAGCUAGUACUGGAGUUGCUGGAUUAGUGCGUCUCACAGGUGACCUUGAUAACAGGCUUUCAGAAGAAGAAUGGAAAGAGAUUUUUCUGUGUUUGAAAGAUGCAGCUACAUCAACAGUGCCUGGAUUCAUAAAGGUUUUGAGAAUCAUGAGUAAUAUUGAAGUACUUAAAUUUUCACAGUCUUCUGAUCAUGAUUUGACAAAUGAUGAGUAUGAUGAUGACAAUCUGCAAACGGCCACAUAUGUUGUCUCAAGAACAAAGAAUCAUAUUGCUAUGCAGCUACUUAUUUUACAGGUUACAACUGAUCUAUGCAGAAAACACCAGCAAUCCUUAUCAGCAGACAACAUCAAAGUCCUUAUUGAACUAUAUUCAUCUGUUGCUUUGCAUGCUCGACAAUUGAACAGAGAGUCAGUCCUGCUGAAAAAGUUGCAGAAAGCUUGCUCUAUCUUGGAAUUAUCUGCCCCGCCCGUGGUUCAUUUUGAAAACGAGGCCUUCCAAAAUCACCUCAACUUUCUACAAAACUUACACGACGAUCAUUAUUUUGUGCACAAGGAGAUAGAUCUAGAACAAGAGUUAGUAACUGUAUGUGAAAAUGUAUUAGACAUAUAUCUGAAUUGUGCAGGCUCUGUAUCCACAUUUCACAAGUCUGAUACACAGCCAGUGGUACGAAGAAAGCUCCCUCUGAGUUCAACAAAGAAAGAGGAAAUAGCUGCUAGGACAUCUCUAGUCAUCUCAGCACUGCAAGGUUUGGCUGGUCUGGAAAAAGAUUCGUUCCGGAGGUAUGUUCCACAGUUCUUUCAACUAUUGGUUGAUCUUGUGAGGAGUGAACACACCUCUGGAGAAGUUCAGCUUGCCCUGAGUAAUAUGUUCCGUUCAUCUGUAGGCCCCAUUAUAAUGGAAUGA
Vicia faba (fava bean) is the source of this 1743-nucleotide messenger RNA. Lineage: Eukaryota; Viridiplantae; Streptophyta; Magnoliopsida; Fabales; Fabaceae. The record is from the annotation of a GenBank genome assembly.